Molecule: messenger RNA, 1896 nt
Organism: Cyphellophora europaea CBS 101466
Lineage: Eukaryota; Fungi; Ascomycota; Eurotiomycetes; Chaetothyriales; Cyphellophoraceae
Exons: 2
Coding region: 1-1896 (631 amino acids)
Biological process (GO): electron transport chain
Cellular component (GO): mitochondrial inner membrane
Molecular function (GO): iron-sulfur cluster binding; electron-transferring-flavoprotein dehydrogenase activity
Source: RefSeq, a predicted model, not a curated record
AUGUCUCUUAAGCACAUGUCCAAGCCUGUGUCGAGACUAUUAGUCUCGACACCCCGAUCAUCACGAGCAUGUCAAUCUUCCGCUCCUUUCCUCGCCACUCUCCCAGCCCGCCAUCGUUCAGCUCGUGCCUUCCCGCGACCCCUCUUCGUUGCAGGCCAGCGGAGAGCCCUCUCCUCAUCCCUACGCCACCGCUAUGCCGACGUCGAAGAAGGUUUUGACCCUGCCACCGUAGAUCGCGAGGCCGAUGAGGUGGACGUCUGCAUCGUUGGCGGCGGCCCUGCUGGUCUUAGCGCGGCCAUUCGUCUGAAGCAAAUAGCAAAUGAAGACGGCAAUGAGGAUUUCCGCGUCAUCGUUCUAGAAAAGGCCGCAGAAAUUGGCAACCACAUUCUGUCCGGAAACGUACUCGAACCCAGGGCUAUUAAUGAACUGCUACCGGACUGGCUGUCAGACGAAAACGAGAACCGCUACCCCGAUGUCACCCCAGCAGGCAAAGACCACAUGCGCUUCCUCACCAAGUCCGGAUCCAUACCAUUACCAACUCCUCCGCAGAUGAAUAAUCACGGCAAUUACAUCAUCUCACUCUCUCAGUUUACAAAAUGGCUGGGCGAGCGAGCAGAGGAAAUUGGUGUAGAGAUCUACCCUGGCUUUGCAGGUGCAGAACUAAUCUAUGGACACGAUGGAGCUGUGAAAGGUAUUGCCACCAAUGACCAAGGCGUGGGUCGUGAUGGCAAAGCAAAGCCCAACUUUGAGAGGGGAAUGGAGUUUCACGCUCGCGUCACCCUGCUCGCCGAAGGGUGUCAUGGCUCUCUCACCAAACAAGUAUCUAAGAAGUACGACCUACGCCGUGAAUCCGACGCCCAGACCUACGGUCUAGGCAUCAAGGAAGUCUGGGAAGUCCAGCCCGAGAAGUUCAAGAAGGGCGACAUAUCGCAUAGCAUGGGCUAUCCACUGAGCAAAGAUGUGUAUGGUGGCGGCUGGAUGUACCACUUCGGCGAGAAUUUCGUCUCUAUUGGCCUUGUCGUGGGUCUCGAUUACGCCAAUCCUUGGAUCGCUCCCUAUGGCGAGUUCAACCGCAUGAAGCUGCAUCCAUUCUACAAAAAUGUGCUCGAGGGCGGUAAAUGUAUCGCCUACGGCGCUCGUGCACUCAACGAGGGAGGCUAUCAGUCCAUACCCAAGUGUGCCUUCCCCGGUGGUGCGCUCAUCGGUGACACCGCCGGCUUUCUCAAUGUGCCCAAAAUCAAAGGCACCCACACGAGCAUGAAGUCAGGCAUGCUCGCCGCCGAAGCAGCCUACGGCGCCAUCAAGAACAACCCCGAAGCCAACUCGAUCUUCCUCUACGACUACGAGGACGCUUUGCGGUCAUCAUGGAUCUGGAAAGAACUGCGCGCCGUCCGCAACAUACGGCCCUCCUUCCACACCCCUCUCGGCAUCUACGGCGGCAUCAUGUACUCCGGGCUCGAAGCAUUCAUAUUCCGCGGCAUGGUACCUUGGACUUUACCACAUCCCAAGAGCGACGCAGCAGCCACCAAGCCAGCAGACCAAUUCCAGAAAAUCGAAUACCCCAAGCCCGACGGCGAGAUCACCUUCGACAUCCUCACCAGCGUCAGCCGAACCGGCACCAACCACGAAGAGGACCAGCCCGUGCAUCUGCAGGUGAAAGACUGGGACGAGCACGCCAAGAAGGCCUACCCGCUUUACAAGGGCAUCGAAAAUCGGUUCUGCCCCGCCGGCGUCUACGAGUACGUAGAGGACGAGAGCAAGGAUCUGGGCGUGCGGUUCCAGAUCAACGCGCAGAACUGUAUACACUGCAAGACCUGCGACAUCAAGGUCCCAACUCAGGACAUCAACUGGCAGACACCACAGGGCGCCGAGGGGCCGGGCUACAGCAUUACCUGA